Scleropages formosus (Asian bonytongue) is the source of this 702-nucleotide messenger RNA. It is a transcript of the gene clrn2, whose product is annotated as clarin 2. The transcript is spliced from 3 exons. The record is from RefSeq and is a predicted model, not a curated record. NCBI's taxonomy places the organism in Eukaryota, Metazoa, Chordata, Actinopteri, Osteoglossiformes, Osteoglossidae. The coding region runs from base 1 to 702 and encodes 233 amino acids.
AUGCCGGGGAUCUGGAAGAAGCUCACUUUUUCCCUGGCUUCUGUAGUCAACAUUGCCUCCGUCGCUCUGAUAGUCGUGGCGCUCUCUACUGAGAAGUGGGUGACGGGGAAAAUCCUGUGCAAAACUGGAGCUGAUCUGGUGAACGCUUCAGAUGCGGAGUUGGAUAAAUUUAAAGGAGACAUAUACUUUGGGCUUUUCCAAGGAGGAAAAACAAAGAAAUGUGGCUUGGGAAGCAGAACAACGAGGAUCUAUAUUUUCCCCAAACUGGUGAAGAAACUGAAUGGAGGCCUUCACAUGAUCAUCAUCUUAUUCCUCUUCGUUGCCAUAGGUUUCGCUUUGGUCAGUUUAGCAUUUUGUAUCUAUAAUGCCCGCAAAAUCCCGUAUCAGUCUAUAAAGGGACCUCCGGGAAUAUACUUAUGGAAUUUUAUUGCAGGUCUCUUUGGGACGUUUGCUGUCGUCUGUUUCAUCGCAGCUGUCAGGCAUCACCGUCUCAUCGAGAGGGUGGCCAACUUUAAGGAGGACUUUUUCCAGUUGGUCGUCCUGGCCGAAGAGUUCGACUUCUCCUUUUGGCUGUGCGUGGCGGGCGCUGCCACAAAUGGGGCGAAUUUUAUUGUGGUGGCCAUGAGUAAAAUCCAUUUCCCUAAAAUACAGAUUAAGAAGCCGGAGGAGCCGACCGUUACGGCUGAUGACCUCCUAUACUGA